Acyrthosiphon pisum (pea aphid) is the source of this 1098-nucleotide messenger RNA. Its product is annotated as protein DENND6B-like. Bases 213 to 503 code for a protein of 96 amino acids. Lineage: Eukaryota; Metazoa; Arthropoda; Insecta; Hemiptera; Aphididae. The record is from RefSeq and is a predicted model, not a curated record. The transcript has 3 exons.
AAUAAUAUUUUAUUGCAUUAGUCCACAAGCUAGGUAGCUUGUGAUAUCCGAAGUAGUCUCGUUCUAUUUUUUCCAGCACUGAAGGACGUGUGCACGAUGGACACACAAGAGAACUCGAGAAGCCGUCGAGAGCUAGCUGGUCGGUCUAGACCGGUGAACUCGACCACCGAUGCUCUAAUCUAGCACCCGUUCCAUAUGAUUGCUUUGCUGACAUGGUUGAACAUGGCGUCAUCGAUACGAACAUUAAACAUGACAAGCCUGCUGAUGAAAUGCUGUCGGAUUGCAUCCAGUGCAUUUGCGUCGUUACGUUUCUCCUGGUGUUUGGCCAGGCAAUGGAGUUAUUAUUGUGGCUUCCUACGCUCAUUUGUCGGCUGGCUAUCUUUUGGUCUACAAAAAUAAUCGACAUCAAAUCAUCCGAGGAAGAUAAAACAAAUCUCUGUUACCUGGAGUUUCCCGACUCCAAUUCCGGAUGCAUGGGAGCACUCAAUUUAAUGUCAAGAUAAAGUGUUCUUAACCUUCAGUCAACACCAUACAAACAAUGUUGAAAAAUGUCCAGUUUUCUUACAAGCUGAUCAUCGUUGAUUGUAUGGGUUUUUUUUCGACAAAUUAUAUCCUAUAGUUAAGAUGUAGAUAAUAGUUUUAUCCAUACAGUAUAUAAUAUCCUUAAAAUAUUUGACAACUAAAACCUUUAUUGUAAAUGAUGUGUGAUUUCUAAAAACUAUUUAUUACCUAUAACAAUGGUACAAAUAUUAAAUUUGAUAAAUGCACAUUUAUCUCUUCACCUACCUUCCAUGUUUAAAUAUUCAGCUAAUCUAUUAUGAAUAACUGUCUUCAUUGCCAAGUAUGUUGUACACUUGGCAUCAAUUAAUUUAAAAUCUCUUAUUAAAAUCUGAUACUAAAUAAACAACAAUUUCUUAAUUUAACCAAUAGGAUUUAAUUAUGAGAUAAUUACCAAAGUUUUUAAUUUAUCCUUGUUAGCAUCAAUAAUUUUCAAUUCAUCCAUAGUUGCUAUAGGUAUGUUCUAACUAGACUGGUUGAAUGAUCUUUGGUCUGUAGUGGUAACUGAAUGGGUUAAAUGUGUGUUUAUAUCUAGCAAAA